GUGUGGUGAGUGACCUCCGACGCGACGUUAAAAUUUAGUGUGUGGUGUGUGUCACAAGAUUUAUCCCAUAAUGUGCUAGAAAUGAACACUAUAACUGAAUGAUGAGAGGACACUAUAAACUACUAUAGUUGGAGUAUCUGUAGACUGGAUUUUGCUGCAGUACUAUAUGCAGCAAGAUGGUUAUCGUGACACGGGGUGAUUAUAUCUGGAUCGAACCGACCGCCAAUGGUGAAUUCGAUGUGGCAAUCGGAGCCAGAGUUAUCCAGGCAGAAGGUAGGCGAGUCUUCGUGCGUGAUGAUGAUGGUAACGAACAAUGGUUGGCCCACGACAGGCGGAUCAAGGCGAUGCACGCGACCUCCGCUCAUGGGGUGGAGGAUAUGAUCGGCUUGGGAGACCUCCACGAAGCUGGAAUAUUAAGGAAUCUCCUUAUCCGUUACAAUGAGAAUCUCAUUUAUACUUACACAGGGUCUAUUCUUGUGGCGGUUAAUCCGUAUCAAAUAUUACCCAUAUACACUGCUGAACAGAUUAAGCUUUAUAAGGAGAGGAAGAUUGGAGAGUUACCUCCGCAUAUAUUUGCCAUAGGGGAUAAUGCUUAUGGAAACAUGAGAAGGUAUGGCCAAGACCAAUGCAUAGUAAUCUCAGGAGAGUCUGGCGCAGGCAAAACCGAAAGCACCAAAUUAAUUUUACAAUAUUUGGCGGCCAUAAGUGGCAAACAUUCCUGGAUCGAGCAGCAGAUCCUCGAAGCAAACCCCAUACUAGAAGCCUUUGGUAAUGCUAAAACCGUGCGCAACGACAACAGUUCCAGAUUUGGAAAGUACAUCGACAUCCACUUCAAUGCUAACGGUGUCAUAGAGGGAGCCAAAAUCGAACAAUAUUUACUAGAAAAGAGUCGAAUAGUGUCACAGAAUCAAGAGGAGCGGAAUUAUCAUAUUUUCUAUUGUUUGUUGGCCGGGCUUAGUAGGGAGGAGAAGCGAAAGCUGGAGUUAGGAGAUGCCGGACAGUAUCGAUAUUUAACCGGGGGUGGUAGUAUAACGUGUGAAGGCCGAGAUGACACUGCCGAAUUCGCAGACAUCCGAAGCGCCAUGAAAGUUUUACUAUUUUCCGAUCAAGAAAUUUGGGAAAUCAUGAAACUCUUGGCGGCCCUCUUGCACAUCGGUAACAUUAAAUACAAGGCUACCGUGGUGGACAAUUUAGACGCGACUGAAAUUCCUGAUCCAACCAACGUGCAUCGCGUUGCCAACUUGCUGGGUGUACCAGUUCAACCUUUAAUAAACGCCUUGACAAGAAAAACUCUUAUUGCCCAUGGCGAAACGGUUGUUUCAACGCUGUCUAGAGAGCAGAGCGUUGAUGUACGAGAUGCAUUCGUUAAAGGGAUUUAUGGCAGGUUGUUCGUGUUUAUUGUAAAAAAGAUCAAUGCGGCCAUAUACAGACCGAAAGAGAGGCAAAGGAGUUCAAUUGGGGUCUUGGAUAUUUUCGGAUUUGAAAAUUUCAAUCAUAAUAGUUUCGAACAAUUUUGUAUUAAUUAUGCCAAUGAGAACUUGCAACAGUUUUUCGUUAGACACAUUUUUAAGUUGGAGCAGGAGGAGUACAAUUUGGAAGGUAUCAAUUGGCAACACAUCGAAUUCGUGGACAACCAAGAUGCCCUGGACCUAAUAGCCAUCAAACAGCUGAACAUCAUGGCUCUGAUCGAUGAAGAAAGCAAAUUUCCCAAAGGCACCGACCAAACGAUGCUCGCGAAACUUCACAAGCAGCACGGCGCGCAUCGCAACUAUUUAAAACCCAAAUCAGAUAUAAACACCAGUUUUGGCCUAAACCAUUUUGCCGGCAUCGUGUUUUAUGAUACCAGAAGUUUUUUGGAAAAAAACCGGGAUACUUUUAGUGCCGAUCUGUUGCAGCUUGUGGCGAUCAGUGGCGAUAAGUUUUUGCAACAAUUGUUCCACGACGAGAUUGGUAUGGGGUCGGAGACUAGGAAACGCGCUCCGACUUUAUCAACUCAGUUUAAACGAUCUUUGGACUUACUUAUGAGGACUUUAUCGAAUUGCCAACCGUUCUUUAUAAGAUGCAUUAAACCAAAUGAACUAAAAAGACCCAUGGUCUUUGAUAGAACGUUAUGCUGCAGGCAGUUGAGGUACUCUGGAAUGAUGGAAACUAUUCGUAUUAGACGAGCUGGAUACCCCAUAAGACACACUUUCGGAGAGUUUGUCGACCGCUAUAGAUUUUUAAUAUCUGGAGUGCCACCGGCGCAUAAAACCGAUUGUAGAGCGGCCACUACUCGCAUAUGUCAAAUUGUCUUGGGCCGAUCCGACUAUCAAUUCGGAAACACCAAAGUGUUCCUUAAGGAUGCGCACGAUUUAUUUUUGGAGCAGGAACGCGAUAGAGUUUUAACUAAGAAAAUACUAAUUUUGCAACGAAAUAUCCGAGGUUGGGUCUAUCGCAGAAGGUUUUUAAGAUUGAAGGCAGCCACAGUGAUCGUGCAGAAGUAUUGGAAGGGGUAUGCUCAACGGCAGCGAUAUAAGAAGAUGAAAGUGGGAUACAUGAGGUUGCAGGCUUUGAUCAGGGCAAGGGUGUUGUCUCAUCGGUUUAGGCAUUUGAGAGGGCAUAUUGUUGGAUUACAGGCCCAUGCCAGAGGUUUCCUGGUACGUCGCGAAUACGGUCAUAAGAUGUGGGCGAUAAUCAAAAUCCAAUCACACGUACGCAGAAUGAUCGCACAACGUAAAUACAAAAAACUGAAAUUUGAACAUAAGAAACACGUCGAAGCGCUAAAAUUGAAACAAAAAGAGGAACGACAGUUAAAAGAUGCGGGCAAUAAGAGAGCGAAAGAGAUCGCCGAACAAAACUAUCGCGAACGCAUGUACGAAAUGGAAAGGAAAGAAAUGGAGUUGGAGCUGGAAGAGCGAAAACGAGUGGAAAUCAAAAAAAAUAUUAUUAACGACGCGGCGAGAAAAGCGGAUGAACCGGUGGACGACUCAAAAUUGGUCGAGGCCAUGUUCGAUUUUCUUCCGGACAGUUCGAGCGAGGCACCGGGUCCUGGCAGAGAAACUUCUGUGUUUAAUGACUUACCAACGCAAACCAAUGAAAACGAAAUUAUUAGUCCGAUGCAAACUGUAUCGGAUGAUGAGGAGGACUUAAGCGAGUUCAAAUUUCAAAAGUUUGCAGCGACUUAUUUCCAGGGUAAUGUGGGACACCAGUAUUCUAGAAAGCCGUUGAAGCAUCCUUUGUUGCCUUUGCAUACUCAAGGAGAUCAAUUGGCUGCGCAAGCACUUUGGAUCACCAUACUUCGUUUUACCGGUGAUUUACCGGAACCCAGGUACCAUUCGAUGGAACGGGAUACCACGUCAGUCAUGUCCAAAGUAACAGCAACCUUAGGAAGAAAUUUCAUUAAAAGUAAAGAGUUUCAGGAGGCACAACUGAUGGGAAUGGAUCCUGAAUCCUUUACUAAACAGAAACCCAGGUCAAUAAGAAAUAAACUGGUUUCCCUUACACUAAAACGCAAAAACAAACUAGGAGAGGAUGUCAGGAGGAAGUUACAAGAGGAGGAGUAUACGGCGGACAGUUACCAGUCGUGGCUCGAGUCUCGGCCGACAAGUAAUUUGGAAAAGUUGCAUUUUAUUAUCGGACAUGGAAUAUUAAGAGCCGAAUUAAGGGAUGAGAUUUAUUGUCAAAUAUGUAAACAGUUGUCGAAUAAUCCUUCUAAAUCUUCACAUGCAAGAGGCUGGAUCCUACUGUCCCUCUGCGUCGGUUGUUUCGCCCCCUCCGAAAAAUUCGUCAAUUAUCUACGGGCGUUUAUUCGCGAGGGCCCCCCGGGCUACGCCCCCUACUGCGAGGACCGUCUGAAGCGCACCUUCAACAAUGGCACCAGGAACCAACCGCCCAGCUGGCUCGAAUUACAAGCGACCAAGUCCAAGAAACCUAUCAUGUUGCCCAUCACAUUCAUGGACGGAAACACCAAGACUUUAUUGGCCGAUUCCGCAACCACCGCGAGGGAGUUAUGCAAUCAGUUAUCCGACAAGAUCGGAUUGAAGGACCAAUUUGGAUUUUCCUUGUAUAUCGCGUUGUUUGAUAAGGUGUCCUCUUUGGGUAGUGGAGGAGAUCAUGUGAUGGAUGCGAUUUCGCAGUGCGAACAGUACGCGAAGGAACAAGGAGCUCAGGAGCGAAACGCUCCUUGGAGGUUGUUCUUUAGGAAGGAGAUUUUUGCUCCUUGGCAUGAACCGACCGAGGAUCAGGUGGCCACUAAUUUGAUUUAUCAGCAAGUUGUUAGGGGAGUCAAGUUUGGAGAAUAUAGAUGUGACAAAGAAGAAGACUUAGCAAUGAUAGCAGCUCAACAAUACUACAUCGAAUACAACACAGAUAUGAACGUAGAACGAUUGUUAACUCUACUGCCCAAUUACAUCCCGGACUAUUGUUUAACCGGAAUAGAAAAAGCUGUAGAUCGAUGGGCGGCCUUGGUGGUCCAGGCAUACAAGAAGAGCUACUACAUCAAAGAAAAAGUAAACACGUUAAGGGUGAAAGAGGAUGUAGUCAGUUAUGCCAAGUUUAAGUGGCCCUUGUUAUUUUCGCGGUUCUACGAAGCGUACAGAAAUUCCGGGCCGAACUUGCCGAAGAACGAUGUUAUUAUUGCGGUCAACUGGACAGGGGUGUACGUAGUCGAUGAUCAGGAGCAGGUGCUUUUGGAAUUGUCUUUUCCCGAGAUUACAAUGGUUUCUAGUCAGAAAACUAAUAAAGUGUUCACGCAGACUUUCAGUUUGAGUACGGUGAGGGGAGAGGAGUUUACGUUUCAGAGUCCCAAUGCCGAGGAUAUCAGGGAUUUGGUUGUGUACUUUUUGGAGGGUCUGAAAAAACGUUCAAAAUACGUCAUAGCUCUACAGGACUACAAAGCGCCCGGCGAAGGUUCCAGUUUUCUCACCUUCCAAAAAGGCGAUUUGAUCAUCUUAGAAGAAGACAGCACGGGAGAAACAGUCCUUAAUUCCGGUUGGUGCGUCGGCAGAUGUGAGCGCACGCAAGAAAAGGGCGAUUUUCCUGCCGAAACCGUUUACGUGUUACCUUGCAUGAGCAAACCUCCAGCUGAUAUUUUACAAUUGUUUUCUGUCGAAGGUGUCCAUGAUCACCAGAGACGCCUCAGUCAUCACUCACUAAACGGCGUAGAAACCAAAGAUCGACCUCACACAUUAAUAGAGUAUGCCAUAGACCAUUUCCGACCGCCAUUGAAAAGAACCGUAUCGAAAGCACUCACUUUAAGUGGUGGAAGAAGAACGGUCACUGAUGAACUUUGGAAGCAUUCAAGAGACCCUAUUAAACAACCCUUGCUAAAGAAACUGCUGACGAAAGAAGAACUGGCUGAAGAAGCAUGCUUCGCUUUCAGCGCCAUCUUAAAAUACAUGGGCGAUUUGCCAAGCAAACGACCGAGACUUGGUAACGAAUACACCGAUCAUAUAUUCGAUGGCCCGUUGAAGCAUGAAAUUUUACGGGACGAGAUUUAUUGCCAGAUCAUGAAGCAGUUGACCGAUAAUAGGAAUCGGAUUUCUGAAGAGCGAGGAUGGGAACUUAUGUGGCUAGCAACAGGAUUAUUCACAUGCUCCCAAAGCCUUUUAAAGGAGUUGACAGCUUUUCUCCGAAGCAGACGUCACCCGAUCUCCCAAGAUUCCCUUCAGCGGCUCCAAAAAACCUUGAGAAAUGGGCAAAGAAAAUACCCACCGCACCAAGUGGAGGUGGAGGCCAUCCAACACAAAACCACCCAGAUCUUCCAUAAAGUCUAUUUUCCAGAUGAUACGGAUGAGGCCUUUGAGGUUGACUCAAGCACAAGAGCCAAAGACUUUUGCCAGAAUAUCAGUCAGAGGUUAAGCUUGCGCUCUAGUGAAGGGUUCAGUUUAUUCGUGAAAAUUGCUGAUAAGGUCAUUUCCGUACCCGAAGGUGACUUUUUCUUCGACUUCGUACGUCAUUUGACCGAUUGGAUCAGAAAAGCGCGCCCCAGCCGCGAUGGUGUUACUCCGCAAUUUUCCUAUCAAGUGUUCUUCAUGAAAAAACUAUGGACAAACACCGUGCCGGGUAAAGACAGGAAUGCCGACUUGAUAUUCCAUUUCCAUCAGGAGUUACCAAAACUAAUCCGGGGUUAUCAUAAGUGCAGCAAAGAGGAGGCAGUUAAGUUGGCCGCCCUCAUUUAUCGGGUUCGGUUUGGGGAAAGUAAACAGGAGCUGCAGGCGAUACCACAAAUGUUACGGGAACUAAUCCCAGCGGACCUAGUAAAAAUCCAAUCAGGAAACGACUGGAAACGUGCGAUCGUGGCAGCGUACAAUCAGGAUGCAGGAAUGUCCCCGGACGACGCAAAAAUCAGCUUUUUAAAAGUGGUUUACCGGUGGCCCACUUUUGGAUCUGCAUUUUUCGAAGUUAAACAAACCACUGAUCCGAAUUAUCCCGAAAUGUUGCUUAUCGCCAUUAAUAAGCACGGAGUCAGUUUGAUUCAUCCGCAGACGAAGGACAUAUUGGUUACAAAUCCAUUUACCAGAAUAUCUAACUGGUCCUCCGGCAACACCUACUUCCACAUGACCAUUGGCAAUUUGGUUAGAGGAUCAAAACUGUUGUGCGAAACCUCUCUAGGGUACAAAAUGGAUGAUUUGCUCACCUCCUACAUAUCCCUAAUGUUAACCAACAUGAAUAAACAGAGGAGCAUACGAAUUAAAUAGUUUUAAUUAAAAUGACUUUUCGAAUAUCCUCUGUAGCACUGCCACGUUGCAAAUUACUGAAACCGCAACCGCUGAUUGGCGUUGGGGCUGCUAACUACGAGGUGUACACUUAAAGUCCGUAGAUAUUUUAAUUAUUAUAUUUUAUAAAUUAAAAGGCGAGAUUCUGUCAGUAUUUUAUGGUAGAUCGUGAGAACAAAUUUUAUAUUUAUUUGAAACUUGUUGUGGUAAUGUAAGAAUCUCUAUUUUUAGACGUCCCUAUUUAUAUAUCCUGUAUAUAACGUUUACAUCACUAUAUUUUACAAUGUAAAUAGCAGGCAAUAAAAUUGUUAGCGAUUUUAA
Messenger RNA from Anthonomus grandis grandis, 7016 nucleotides. Its product is annotated as myosin-VIIa. The transcript is spliced from 21 exons. The record is from RefSeq and is a predicted model, not a curated record. Bases 177 to 6677 code for a protein of 2166 amino acids. Lineage: Eukaryota; Metazoa; Arthropoda; Insecta; Coleoptera; Curculionidae. Gene Ontology annotation, molecular function: protein binding; ATP binding; cytoskeletal motor activity. Gene Ontology annotation, cellular component: myosin complex; cytoskeleton.